Carassius carassius (crucian carp) is the source of this 1062-nucleotide messenger RNA. It is a transcript of the gene rdh14a, whose product is annotated as retinol dehydrogenase 14a. The transcript is spliced from 2 exons. NCBI's taxonomy places the organism in Eukaryota, Metazoa, Chordata, Actinopteri, Cypriniformes, Cyprinidae. Bases 149 to 1009 code for a protein of 286 amino acids. The record is from RefSeq and is a predicted model, not a curated record.
AUAACAUUUUAGUUAGCCUACUUCCCACAUGCGCGGUUGUUUACCCCUACAAACCUGCUCAUGAACUAGACUAGACGUUGUUGAUGGCCCUAGAAGGCUCAACAGUCAAGCUAUUCCCCAUUCUAAACAUUUUGAUGAAGGCGUCGACAUGCUGCGGGGCAAAACUAUUAUCUUGACCGGGGCAAACAGUGGCAUUGGAAAAGCCACGGCCGCGGAGAUGCUGCGGUGUCAGGGCCGAGUGAUCAUGGCAUGUAGGAACCGAGAACGGGCGGAGAAAGCAGCACAAGAGAUCCAGCAGGAGGCCGGACCAGAGCAAGGGGAACUAGUGAUCAAAUUCUUGGACCUGGCGUCGCUUAAAUCUGUCCGUAGUUUUUGCGAAGAGAUAAUGAAGGAAGAGUCAAGGAUUGACAUCCUAAUCAACAAUGCUGGAAUCUACCAGUGUCCAUACACCAAAUCAGAAGACGGAUUUGAGAUGCAGUUCGCCGUCAAUCAUUUGGGUCACUUCCUGCUCACUAACCUCCUGCUGGAUCUCCUCAAACGCUCUGCUCCUAGCCGGAUUAUUGUAGUGUCCUCCAAGCUCUACAAGUACGGUGAAAUAAACUUUGAUGACCUGAACAGCGAGCAGAGCUAUGAUAAAGCUUUUGCCUAUGCACGGAGUAAACUAGCCAAUCUUCUUUUUACUCUGGAGCUCUCUCACCGACUCGAGGAGACCGGAGUGACAGUAAAUGCUCUCACCCCAGGGAUUGUGCGGACUAACCUGGGCAGGCAUGUCCACAUCCCACUGCUGAUGAAGCCACUAUUUAACCUGGCUUCACGGGCCUUCUUAAAGUCCCCUGAGGAAGGUGCACAGACUUCUAUCUAUCUGGCCUGCUCUCCGGAUGUGGAGGGUGUUCAGGGGAAGUGCUUUGCUAACUGUCAUGAAGAGCAGCUAUUAGCUAAGGCCACAGAUGAGGAGGUGGCCAAGAAACUGUGGGACAUCAGUGAGGUGAUGGUGGGCAUAACAACCUGAAAUCUCAAGACUUAAGAAUUUAAGUCACCUGUCCUUUAUUAUUUCAAAAUCGA